UCUCUCCGUGGCGCACAGCUGCCCUCCUGCAGCCAUGCUCUACGUCGACAAGCACCGCCCGCGUGCGCUCACCGAGCUGCACUACCACCAGACGCUCUCCGACCGCCUCGUCGCCCUCGCAGCACACGAUGACUUUCCGCACAUGCUCUUCUACGGGCCCAGCGGCGCAGGCAAGAAGACGCGCAUCAUGUGUCUGCUGCGCGAGCUCUACGGCCCGGCGACGGCGAAGCUCAAGAUCGACCAGCGCGUCUUCCUCAACCCGAGCAAGCGCAAGAUCGAUGUCAACGUCGUGAGCUCAAACUACCACAUCGAGCUGACGCCCAGUGAUGCGGGUGGCUACGACCGGCUGGUCAUUCAGGACAUCCUGAAGGAAAUUGCGCAGACGCAGCAGGUCGACACGAAUGCGAAGCAUCGCUUCAAGGUGGUGGUGAUCAACGAGGCGGACUCUCUCUCGCGCGACGCGCAGUCGGCGCUGCGCCGCACGAUGGAGAAGUACAUGGGCAACCUGCGCCUGAUCCUGUGCUCCACAAGCACAUCACGCAUCAUUGCGCCGAUCCGCUCCCGGUGUCUCUUGAUGCGCGUCGGUGCUCCGUCUGAGGCUGAGAUGACGGCCGUCCUGCGCCACGUCGCCAAGCGCGAGUCGUUCACGCUGCCCGACAAGGUGGCGUCGCAGAUCUUCCAGGACUCGUGCGGCAACCUGCGCAAGGCGAUUCUCGUGUUGGAGGCGCUGCGCAUGCAGUCGCCCGACCUCACGGGCGACCUCUCCAUCGCCAAGCCAGACUGGGAGACGUUCGCGAUGAACACGGCCGACCUGAUCACGGGGGAGCAGACGCCCGCGCGGCUGCUCGAGGUGCGCGGCAAGCUGUACGAGCUGCUGGUGCACGCCAUUCCCGCGCGCCUCAUCAUCAAGACGAUCACGGACCAGCUCGUGCGUCGCGUCGACGAGAACCUGCGGGCACACAUCGUGCAGAAGGCGGCCUUCUAUGAGAUUCGCUGUCGUCAGGGCAACAAGGCCAUCUUCCACCUCGAGGCCUUUGUCGCCUCGGUCAUGGCGAUGAUCAAGUCGGACAUGCUGGACAUGAGCUGGGAGUGAGGGCCGCCGCUGCGCGCUGCGCAAUGUACUUGUACCGUUGUG
This is a messenger RNA of Tilletiopsis washingtonensis, 1135 nucleotides long. Its product is annotated as P-loop containing nucleoside triphosphate hydrolase protein. The transcript is spliced from 9 exons. Bases 35 to 1093 code for a protein of 352 amino acids. Gene Ontology annotation, biological process: DNA repair; DNA-templated DNA replication. Gene Ontology annotation, cellular component: Ctf18 RFC-like complex; DNA replication factor C complex; Rad17 RFC-like complex. Gene Ontology annotation, molecular function: DNA clamp loader activity; DNA binding; ATP hydrolysis activity. The record is from RefSeq and is a predicted model, not a curated record. NCBI's taxonomy places the organism in Eukaryota, Fungi, Basidiomycota, Exobasidiomycetes, Entylomatales.